AUGGCGCUUAUGAUCGGUAGCAAUGGAAAAGUGGUUGGUAUAGAGCACAUACCAGAACUGGUCACAUUAGCAAAGAAAAACACCGAAAAGCACCACGCCGAUCUUCUCAGCAGUGGAAGAGUACUGUUCGUGGAGGGAGACGGACGCGAAGGAUAUGAGAUGGAUCAUAAGUAUGACGCUAUACAUGUUGGAGCAGCUGCAGAGACUAUUCCCCCUGCA
This is a messenger RNA of Ostertagia ostertagi, 219 nucleotides long. NCBI's taxonomy places the organism in Eukaryota, Metazoa, Nematoda, Chromadorea, Rhabditida, Trichostrongylidae. The record is from the annotation of a GenBank genome assembly.